AUGGAUUCACCAAAGGAGAACAUGCAAGUAGGAGAUAACCACAGUUAUCAUACUACUGGCCAAAGUGAAAUUGAAAAUGCACAAGAAUUCAAACAAGAUUGGGAUGCAAAGAACGAUAAAAACACUUUAUAUGAGAAUAACCCUAGCUUUCAUAAGAAAAGAAAAGCUGAAGAAGUGGAGGAAGUGUACCAAAAGGAUAAGACACUUAUCAACAUGGAAAGUACCCCUAAUGUUGAGAAAAGUGAAUUGAUGGAAAAAAUCACCACAGGUCCCAUGAACAAACAACCGAAGAUACAAUAUGGUAGCGUAAAUAAUAUUAGUACCAACGAAAAAAACACCAACGGGAUUAGAAAUUUUGAUACGAAUACACAAAUGCAGAUGCAGGCUUGUGUUGAAAAGUCGGUUAUAAACUCGGAACGUGAAAGUAAUAAGAGCGUUCAGGGGAAUAACACAAAUAGGGAAACAAAAACGGAAGAAAAAAAAAUCGAAAGAGUAGAUAAGAACAUAACUGAAUUAGCUCAAAAUGAUUCGUGUAAGGAGGAAAAAUCGAAAGACAAUUUGCAUGAAUGUUUAAAGGUGAAAAAUUAUGUAAAAGAAACACAAACACAGUCAGAAGUAAAUAACAAAAAAAAGGAAAGCUUUAAAUAUUUUAUUGAUUAUAGCAAAUAUAGGAAUAAAAACAAUGUGACAUUUUCUACCAAGUAUAAAGAUAGCUCUAUUAAUUUAAGUAGUGAUAAACUUACUUGUUACGGAGAUAAAGGAUGGUCCAGCGUUUUUGUAAAUAAUGGAGCUGAUAUUGGAAAAUGGUAUUAUGAAAUAAAAAUUGAAGAACCUGUACAAAAUUUUAAUUUCUUAGGGUAUAAGGACAAAGUUAUAAAAGUAAAUCCAUAUAUAAGAGUUGGUUUUGCUUGUAGAUAUAUGAGAUAUGACUAUCCCAUAGGAACGGACAAAUAUAGCUAUUGUGUUAAUAGCAAGAAUGGGAGAAUUUUUAACAACUCCAUAAGUUAUGAUUGCAUGGAACCAAUUAAAAUAGGUGAUAUUAUUGGGUGUUAUUUAAACUUAAGAAAUAAAAAUACUUAUAACUUUGACCCAAGGUCAGAUAAAAAAUUAUAUGAAUAUUUGCAAAAUGGUAUUUUAUGUGACCCAAAAGAUCCACCAAUCUUAAAAAAAAACUACGGUUCGUCAAUUUUUUUUUCCCUGAAUGGACAAAUAAAAAAAAAUGCUUUUGUUGACAUUUAUGAAGGCUUCUAUCAUCCAUCUGUAAGUUUGUAUAUGGGUGCCUCUGCAAAAAUUAAUUUGGGUCCACAUUUUGCCUAUAAUCAUUUGAAUGACUACAUCCCAUGUGUAUUUAUGGAGCCACCAAUUAUUCUGUGA
This is a messenger RNA of Plasmodium gonderi, 1374 nucleotides long. RefSeq lists its product as hypothetical. Gene Ontology annotation, cellular component: Set1C/COMPASS complex. The coding region runs from base 1 to 1374 and encodes 457 amino acids. Gene Ontology annotation, molecular function: protein binding; transcription cis-regulatory region binding. The transcript has a single exon. Lineage: Eukaryota; Apicomplexa; Aconoidasida; Haemosporida; Plasmodiidae. The record is from RefSeq and is a predicted model, not a curated record.